This is a messenger RNA of Syzygium oleosum, 1362 nucleotides long. RefSeq names its product zinc finger protein ZOP1. NCBI's taxonomy places the organism in Eukaryota, Viridiplantae, Streptophyta, Magnoliopsida, Myrtales, Myrtaceae. The record is from RefSeq and is a predicted model, not a curated record. Bases 461 to 1231 code for a protein of 256 amino acids. Gene Ontology annotation, molecular function: RNA binding; zinc ion binding. Gene Ontology annotation, biological process: mRNA splicing, via spliceosome. Gene Ontology annotation, cellular component: precatalytic spliceosome; nucleus. The transcript is spliced from 5 exons.
AUGCAUAUAUGUACCUUACGGUCAUCAGUCAAGGCCAUAGCAACACCUCCUCUACACAACACCGUCCUCGAGUCCUCGCAAUUCGCCGCCACCACCACCACCACCUCCCUCCCACCACCGCCACCGUCUCCGGCGCCGCCGUCGACCCCACCAUCGUCCCUCCCAGUCCAUCUCCCUCCCCUCCCGGUCACGGCCCCCCACCUCCUCCGCCGCCACCGGUGCGGCCUCUCCCUGCACGCUCCGCCGCAACCCGCGCCCCCGGGGCGCCCGUAGUAGGCACCGACGGAAUCGCAAUCCUCGCCCGCCUUCGACUAGGGCUCUUAAACAAUCUUACUCGACAGAUUCCGGAUUCAGCAAGUUUUUGUAGCAUCGUCUCAAAUUCAUCAAGCGAUUAACAAGUUCUUGCAAUUUUGCCCCUUAUCGCAUCCACCGGGAAGCUAAGAAACUCCGAUCCGCAGCAAUGACUGAGUAUUGGGUGAGUCAGGGUAAUAAAUGGUGCGACUUCUGCAAGAUCUUCCUAUCAAACAAUCCAGCUACCAUUAGAAAUCAUGAACUUGGUCAGCGACACAAGGAUAAUGUUGCCAAGAAGCUCAAUGACAUGAGAAAAGAGAAGGCUGCCAAGGAUAAGGAGCUGAAGGAAGCAGCUCGCGCCAUUGAACAAAUUGAAGCAAAAGCGAAGCGUAGCUACCAGAAGGAUGUUGCGAAUCUUCAAGAGGCUAAGGAGACUAAUGCCCGUGUACUGGAUGUUCAAGCAGGCGGUGAAGAGGAAUGGGAGCAUGACAGCAGUUCGGGUUAUUACUAUAGCCAGAGCAAUGGGCUUUACUACGAUCCUAAAUCAGGCUUCUACUAUUCCGAUGCUAUAGGAAAUUGGGUGCCACAGGAAGAGGCAUACAAGGCGGUCCAAGCUCCAGGGAAUCCCAAACACGGGAAACCUGUCUCUGGAAAAUUGGCGUCAUCUUCAAAGGGGAUUCAAGAUUCACAAAAAGGAGGUAUGGCUAAACCACAAAAUGUGCCAGCUCCUGGGCCAGUCGUUUCAAAAUCCUUGAAUCCCAUGAGAACAGUUAAAGGAGCCGCCUCUUCUUUUGCUGUUAAAAGGAAGAGACAAGAUGAGAAGCCGAAAGCCAUAUCGAAGGAGGAAGAAGCAGCGCUAAAAGCGAGGGAGGCUGCGAAAAGGAGAGUUGAAGAGAGGGAGAAACCAUUGCUCGGUCUUUACAGUGGAAGUUGGAAAUGAUAAAGCAAACACUCUUCUGUACUUUACAGUGCGUGUGUUUUCAUCAUAUAGACAACUUUGACUGAUUCGAUCAAUGACGAUACAAUCGUUGAUGUUUUAUGCUAAGGUGUUGCAAUGCUCUUGAGUUGAAA